AUGACGGUUUUCGCUUUGGGACAGUUGUGGCCUGAUGGAUGUGAAUUCCUUCUUGAUAGGAUGCGUGUUCUUCAGGCUGACACGCUGAACUUGAUCCAAGGUGGGCUCACUGCCGGUAGCACUUCGUCUGAAUCUAGUUGUGCAGCAACUCUUGAGGCCUGCAACCUGCUGGUUGGCAGAUUAAAGCCAGUCAUGGAGAAGCUCAAGCAGCAAUCGGGUGGUGGUGUUUCAUGGGAUGCUUUGAUUGCUCAGGCCGUUAAGGAUAAUGUUAAUUUAUCCUCGAGUGCAUACUGGGUACCUGGCCAAGAAUCCAGUACCUAUCUCAACUAUGGGGCUGGUGUAAGUGAGGUAGAGAUUGAUCUUCUUACAGGAACUAUUACUUCACUACGAAGCGACAUUGUGUAUGACUGUGGAAAGAGUUUGAACCCUGCAGUGGACUUGUGCCAGAUUGAAGGCUCCUUUAUACAAGGAAUUGGUUUCUUCAUAAACGAAGAACACGAAACAAACGUUGAUGGACUGGUUGUGAGUGACAGCACAUGGGUCUACAAGAUCCCGAGUGUCGACACCAUCCCGAAGCAGUUCAAUGCCGAGGUGCUCAACACCGGAUUCCACAAGAACCGUGUGCUCUCGUCGAAAGCUUGUGGGGAACCUGCCUUGGUCCUCGCAUCAUCAGUCCAUUGCGCGGUGAGAGAAGCCAUCCGAGCAGCAAGGAAGGAGUUUGGAAGCUUGCAGCUCACGUUCCAGCUCAACGUCCCUGCACCGAUGACGCUCGUGAAGGAAAUGUGUGGUUUGGACAUCGUGGAUAAGUACUUUUUUUUUAACAAGAGAAGGCACCAACAGGUGCCAAUUUCAUUCAGCUCAUUGACAGAGUACAUCAAGCAUUACAUAGACCUGCCAAGAAAAUGA
This is a messenger RNA of Triticum aestivum (bread wheat), 906 nucleotides long. RefSeq names its product putative aldehyde oxidase-like protein. Bases 1 to 906 code for a protein of 301 amino acids. The record is from RefSeq and is a predicted model, not a curated record. Gene Ontology annotation, molecular function: oxidoreductase activity; iron ion binding. The transcript is spliced from 5 exons. Lineage: Eukaryota; Viridiplantae; Streptophyta; Magnoliopsida; Poales; Poaceae.